UUGUAUGCAAUUUUUCAUAAAUAAAAUUCAAGAUAACACUGACAGAAAUUUCACGCAGACAAUUUAGAAAAAUUUGUAUAGUCUGCUUGGUUAUCAUUUGGACACUCACACCGGAAACCGCUCACUACCUGGGAACAUGGAACUGGAACAAUCUAACGAUGUUGGUCCACCUCCCCCUGAAGGUCGUCAUCCUGAUAUUCAUCGUCAACCCGAAAGCCUAAGGACUGCACAACUCAUCCCAUUAACCGAUCUUACUCCAGAUGCUCUCAAAAAGGUGAAGCAGAGGUUGGGUGGUCCCGUGUGGGCACAUUUCUUAGCAAAUGUUUAUACCCCACGACCCCCCAAAAAAAAUGUUCCACCAGUCGCCAAACCCAUUCCACUAGCAAGAAUUGCUUCAGAGGCUUUCGAAAUGGCCAGAAAGGGGGUGAGUGGUCACGAAUGGGUAAAUUUCCUGGGAACCAUAUUCCCCCCACCGAAAACAAGUCAGUACAACCCCGUCGUGCCAUGUCCUCCACCAAUAAUCCCUCGCAUCCCAUCUGCUGCCAAACAAGCCGUGGAAGACAUAAUUUUGAAUCGCAACAUUUGUCGGGUGAAUUGCAAAAACAAGAAAAUUUCAACAAUUCCAAGUAUUCAAGAAUUGAACAGAAUCACUCUGAACGAAACAUGUAAAGUCAACAAUUUUGUCGUGACGCAUGAAGACAUAGGCAGCAUGACGUUCUGUGGAAAUGUUGACGUGUUCGGGAUGAAUUUGGAUGAAUUGUGGGAUGCUGACCGUGACACGAUAAAUUUUGAAUUCAACUUUUCCGUCCCGACGCGCAUUGUGAACAAGAAUGUUUGGCCGAAGGACGAAUCUGGGAGAAGGCUUCAGCAGAAUAAUCGUGACCCUCAAGUCCUCAACUACUGGACGACUGUACAAAAAGCAUGCGAACUCCAGAAGGGUUGUAGGUACAUUGGAUAUGAUCACAUUAAUGGGAUUGCUCAGUUCAAUGUUGGCGAGGCUUUUAACGAAAAAGAGUAGUUACAAAUGACGAUUAUUUUCAUCUUAUGGACACCACUAGUUUAAAGAUAUCGACGAUCAAGACGCCGAAAAAUUGCAGAAUGCCAGAAAGUAUAUGAAAACGAAUUUUAGUUUACAUAAAAAGUGUUAUAUUCGAAAAGGAUUAUCGUAAC
This is a messenger RNA of Folsomia candida, 1170 nucleotides long. RefSeq lists its product as uncharacterized. Gene Ontology annotation, biological process: nucleocytoplasmic transport. Gene Ontology annotation, molecular function: structural constituent of nuclear pore. The record is from RefSeq and is a predicted model, not a curated record. Gene Ontology annotation, cellular component: nuclear pore. Lineage: Eukaryota; Metazoa; Arthropoda; Collembola; Entomobryomorpha; Isotomidae. The coding region runs from base 137 to 1018 and encodes 293 amino acids. The transcript has 3 exons.